Cydia strobilella is the source of this 5909-nucleotide messenger RNA. Its product is annotated as E3 ubiquitin-protein ligase sina-like. The record is from RefSeq and is a predicted model, not a curated record. Gene Ontology annotation, cellular component: cytoplasm. Gene Ontology annotation, biological process: proteasome-mediated ubiquitin-dependent protein catabolic process; multicellular organism development. The transcript is spliced from 7 exons. NCBI's taxonomy places the organism in Eukaryota, Metazoa, Arthropoda, Insecta, Lepidoptera, Tortricidae. Bases 168 to 1481 code for a protein of 437 amino acids. Gene Ontology annotation, molecular function: ubiquitin protein ligase activity; ubiquitin conjugating enzyme binding.
AUCAUUUGCACUGUUUGCACUUAAUAACGAACACGUGUUGCUUGAAUCUUGAAUGUUCUUGAAUCCAUUCAUCGUCUGAUCCUCUAACAAAGCUGUAUGUUAGCUGUAGGUACUUAAGUGUUAAAAUUAAGAUUUAAGUAAUUAUUGUUAAGUGAUCGUGAUUCAAUAUGGGUGCGGACAGCUCAAAGGAAGAAAACAAAUCCAGAUUACAAGACGAAAGACAAAGGCGGCACCAGUAUGUCACGCAACAGAGACGACAGGAAUCGGCACAGACUUCCAGUGCGACGUAUCCGUCGCCUGUACCAACCCCAUCGUCACCGCAGCCAUCGGCUCCUCCAGCCUCUGAAGUCAACGAAAUAUUAAAUAUCCCGACAACUCGACUCAACGCGUCAAGCAGCCCUUCAACGCCUCAGGCGUCGCAAGACUCGCAAGUGGCAUCUACUCCGAGACAUCCAUUCUCUCAGGCCAACGUAAUACAAAAGGUUGCUGUGUCCCACGUCAAUGCUUCGCCAAAGUUUCCUCCUCGCCCACCACCCCCGUCUAAAUCAAGUCAUAAUACUCCAGGGACCUCGCAGACUGUAAAUGCUUCUACCAAUAAAAAUGAAGCACUAUCAGAUGCGAAACCCAAUGCACCAGGGCCUUCAAAGUCCAAGCCUUCUGCAACUAAGAAUAGACCGAAACCAGGCGGCAGAGGCCGAGACAACGACAUCAGUUGCCCGACGUGCGGCCAACGUUAUGGACUCAGCAUCUACCAGUGCAGCAACGGACAUGGCUCCUGCCAGGAUUGCCGCUUGGCUCAGAGGUCGUGUGGCAAAUGUCUGUCGCCCAUCACUGCUAUGAGGAACAUCGCGAUGGAAGCGGUUAUAGCAGAUUUGAACACACCUUGUCCCAACGAGGGCUGCACGCUUCGCUUUAAUUUCGAUGGGAUGCAGCGUCACCUCGACGAGUGCCCGUUUGGGGAGAUGGACUGUCCAAUGGGCGCAGUCUUUGGACAAUGCUCAACGCGAUGCAAAGUUUCUGACAUGGCUGCACAUUUUGACGAGUGCCACAAGGAGCAACGCACCGCAGAAAUAGACAAGGAGAUGUACGUGUUCAACAUAUGCAUGGACACCCAAAAAAUGUUUCUUAUAAAGAAUGGUCCGUACAACUUCUUAGUUCACGUUAAAGUAGACGAGAAAGAACGUAAAAUUUCAAUGACUGUCCAGUUGUUAGGCACGAAAAUAAGUGCUGACAAAUGGACAUAUGAAUUUCAUGUGUACAACAAGAGACAGCCGUUAAGGAAAUAUCUUUACGUUGACAAUUGUCGGUCAAUCGGUACUCCGGUUGCGGAUAUUUUCAAAGAGAGCCAGUGUGCUACCCUGCCGCUUAGUUACGCCAUGACUUUCGUCAACGAAAGCGCUUUGACGUACAAGUUUUUUAUAAAGAAGGAAAUGAACCAGCGGGGCCGUAGGAGAGGUCCCAGGAAUAACGAUGCCAAUUAAACAAAUAUUUAGGGUAGAAAUAACUGCAUGGUAGCUGCAAAACUUGUAUUAAAACUGCAGUCCGCCUGUUUCGGCCCUUAACAAUUUAUAAGCUUUAGUACCCUAAGUCCACGUCGAUUUUACUAAAUUCUUGGAGUUGAAUGUUGAGCCAUUCAAACUGAGUAAUUAGAAGAUUUAGAAGUAAACUCACGUAAGUAUCAAACCAAAUGGACUUAUCGGUUCAAUUUUGUUUUUAUGGUACCUACAGAUUUGUUAUUUGAUAUGACUAUGAUUGAAAUGUACAAUUAGAUACCUAUUUUCGUCUAUCUCUACUAUUUGUUAGUUAUUUCGUAUUAAAACUGCAGUCCGCCUGUUUCGGCCCUUAACAAUUUAUAAGCUUAAGUACCCUAAGUCCAUGUCGAUUUUACUAAAUUCUUGGAGUUGAAUGUUGAGCCAUUCAAACUGAGUAAUUAGAAGAUUUAGAAGUAAACUCACGUAAGUAUCAAACCAAAUGGACUUAUCGGUUCAAUUUUGUUUUUAUGGUACCUACAGAUUUGUUAUUUGAUAUGACUAUGAUUGAAAUGUACAAUUAGAUACCUAUUUUCGUCUAUCUCUACUAUUUGUUAGUUAUUUCGUAUUAAAACAGCAGUCCGCCUGUUUCGGCCCUUAACAAUUUGUAAGCUUUAGUACCCUAAGUCCAUGUCGAUUUUACUAAAUUCUUGGAGUUGAAUGUUGAGCCAUUCAAACUGAGUAAUUAGAAGAUUUAGAAGUAAACUCGCGUAAGUAUCAAACCAAAUGGACUUAUCGGUUCAAUUUUGUUUUUAUGGUACCUGCAGAUUUGUUAUUUGAUAUGACUAUGAUUGAAAUGUACAAUUAGAUACCUAUUUUCGUCUAUCUCUACUAUUUGUUAGUUAUUUCGUAUGCCCUUAAGAGUCCCCGACAAGCUCGACCGAAUUUCACCUUCCCAUACAAACGGAGUUUCGUACUCAUUUUAAAACUACGUGUUGGAUUGUAAUGAAACUUUGCACAUACAAUGACAUAAGGUAUGUCUAGGUCUGUAAUUAGUUUAUAUAGCUCUAGUAUAUAAAAGUUAAAACAAACUAAAUCGAGCAAAACAAGUUUUGUAUGAAAACCUUAAAUUCGCGGUAUUUUUUUUACUGUGGUAUCUGAAGCUACACAAACUAAUUACAGGCCUCUAGGCCGAUACCUAUAUCUAUAUCGUUUAAAAUAAAAGCGUAACCACUUUUGUAUGGAGUUAUGGAGAACCGAGCUUGCCGGGGACUCUUAACAUUGUAUCUUAGGAAUGCGAAUGUAAAAGACUAAUAAGAUUAUAGUGUAUUAUUUAGAGAUUUAAGAGCAUUUCCACAACGAUCGUUUUUUCCUCAAUUAUGUUUUCUCAAAUAUAAGAAUUAUUAUUAAAGACAUUGUAAGUGUAGUUUAAUUCACUAUUGUUUCUUUAUUCCAUUCAGUUUAAGCCAACAAGUUUUAUUUGUAUGCAUUAUCUUAAUAGAUGUUUAAUGUUAGCUAAUUAAGCACGUCCAAGUUUAGUUACGAUGCGGACGUAAAAUUUAUCAAUUAUAACUAUGAAACUACAUAGUUCCUUCAUUGCUUUGAACCUUGAACUAACGUAGUUAUUAGCGGAUAAGAUAUCGCGUUAUAACUAGAAGAAAUGUAUAAAGGAUCAUAAUUAUUGGAUACCCUAGUUCACACUCGUACUAAUUACGAUGAAAAUUUUAUUGUAAUUAAUACCAGUGCACAAACAUGAAGUCACAAUUAAUACCAAAUUUUCCGAGUAAUUACGAGUAGUACGAGUGUCGAUUCUAGAGUAUUAUAUUAUGUCGUCUUAUAACGCAUCUAUGUGUAGUAGUAUAAUAGUAUUGGUAGUGCGUGGUGGGAAAACUGGCGAUAUUUAUAUUAUGGCAUAAAUGGCCUCAAGUUUUCACGUAAUAUUGGACAAAAUGUCAAUUGUCAUUGUCAAAUACAUUAUUAAUAUGGCACUUAACCGCCAGUUUCGCCACAGUUGCACACAUAGCCACAUAAUAAAUCAUCAUUACAAAACAAUGAUUUAUUAUAACUCGAUAUGUUAUAGGCGUUCCAAAUAUAAACGCUCACCUUGUGACUAAUUGUACAAGUUGCCUUAUUCGCACCUAGGCAAGCGAGAAAUGUGCACGUGCUCACCGAAAGAGAAAGAGACAAGCUCAUGUUUAACAAUUAACGAGUAUAUAUGACAAAGAUGAAUGGAAUGCGAAAAAUCAUCAAAAAUAACAGGUUUCUUCGUAGGUAUAUAAAUAAAUAUAGAAGUAUUUUUUGUGCUCCUUAUGUAUGAGUACAACCUAUCUAUAGUUAUAUAAUAUCAUCAUUGAUUAUAAACGGAUCUAAGCGCCAAGGAGGAGUUUAAGGUGGUCGGAAUUUUAUAAUAUAAGUACUCCUCCACUUUUUCGGCGGUUUUUUUUCUUUCUUUCUAAUCAUGGUUGUCACGUAAUUAAUAUGGGUUUACGGAAUAUUCUCCUAAACUGAACCUCCUAAUGCUCCAAGCUUGGGCAGCUUUAAAUUCCACCUAAAGCAGUGGCUUAUCGAGCAAUCGUUUUAUAGCUAUGACGAAUUCAUUGCGUGUAAGGCAUAAUGCUUACUAUUAUCAUAUGUUAAUUCCACCAUUUGCGGUAUACAUUAUUAUAUUGACAAUUAUUAUUAAAACAUUUAGGUAAUUAUUAUUAAUCAGAACUGUUUAUACCUAAUAACUAGAUCACUAUUAUUGGAAAAUCACUAUUAUUAAUUAUUUAUUAUUGACGUGUAAAUUGGUUUUAUAAAUAAAUUAUUAUGAUUAUGAUUAUUACAUUUAUACAAGCUUGUAUUUUUAACUUGCAAUGUAUAACCUUGUAUCUUGUAUGUAACUGUGCAAGUUGGGUGAUGUCUUAAUGAUAUUAUUUUUUUUGUAAUAGGAAGCAAACGAGCAGACGAGCCGCUUGAUGGGAAGCAGUCUUCGCCGCCCAUGGACAUAAGCAACAUCAGGGGAGCCACUUAUGCGUUGCCAACCUUUGAGAACCCUAAAUACCGUUGUUUGCCACCGACGUAGUGUUAAAAAUAUACCUAUAUAUAUGAAAACUAUUUAUUGUCAAUUUUUUUUUAAUAAAUAUUUUGAGCAUUGCCUGAAAUUGUCCACCGUUGUCUUGUACGAACGCGAAUUUUCUGAAGAUUUGCAGGUAUGAGUUUCCUUUUCUAUGACAAAUGGUCAAAAGUAUGAACAGAAAAAUAAUGGCUUUCUUUCUUAUGGUGCCGUCUCCUGCCGGACGUUGGACUUGGCUAUCAUUAAGGCUAUUUUUACUUUUGACGCUGCAGCUGCAGCUCGAAACAGCGAUGGUGCUCAUCUUAUACCAGCACCUGAGGUUUUUGAGCCACGAGGUACGUCUUCUUCCAGGUUUUCGUUUUCCUUGGAUUUUCCCCUGUAUUAUCAGCUGGAGGAGGUGGAAUUUCUGAAUGUUAAUACUAAAAUGUCUCUUCUCUUUUGCAUGCACUCUCUGCAACACGCUGUUAUUGGUUACUCUAUCCGUCCAUGGCCUUUUAAAUGCCAAAAAAAAGUCACAAGUCGCAACACAGGAAAUAAGAUGCGUCUGUACGGGACAGCCCGUGGAAUGCUCCUUUUGGCCGCCGCAUUUUUUUUUCGAUGAGCUGAAGUAUAUUUUGGAGAGUGGAGCCGAAAAUAGCAUUUUGCGACUUGAAACAUGAAGAUGAUUUCCAGUAAUGUUACCAUACAUUACCAUUCUCACCACUUCGAUGGUUGGCAGUCCUCAACUGUGCAUUUCUCCAGAAACUUCCUGCCUCGCACAGCUAAACUGUGGAAUGAACUGUCGCCUGCGGUAUUUCCGGACCGAUACGACAUUCAAACCUUCAAGAAAAGAGCGUACUCCCAUCUUAAAGGCCGGCAACGCUAAGUGUUGUUGCGGGUGUCCAUGGGCGGCGGUGAUCGCUUAGGUGAUCCGUCUGCUCGUUUACCUCUUAUUUAUAUCAUAAAAAAAAUAUGACACAUUCUUUUUAUUCCAACGUUUGUGGCUUUCAAGGUAGGUAACGGCUCGAAUAUUUAGGGGACACUGCCGCCAACAAAGCUUCUGAGACAACUUGUUUUAAUUACCUAUGUACAGUCAGCAUCAGAAGUAAUAGCAGAUCAGGCUCAGUAUGGGCAGAAUCUCCGCAAUUAAAUACGGGUUCAGAAAUUGAUCCUUAUGUAAUAUACAUUACUUUACUGUAAUAACACAGUUUAGAGAACAUGAUCAUUUUAUUUUACAAGCGUUUGUUUAACUUGCAGUGUUUGUAUUUGUUAAAAGCAUAGUGGGAACAUUCUUGGCAUGUUACAAGGGACAAUGAAAACGUUAUCUGUGGUAUGAUUAUCAUAUUUAUCAUGUGGUGGAUGAUUAUUUGAUUAAAGUUGGACAUUGUUUGAGCAUUUGGUGACUA